Molecule: messenger RNA, 3680 nt
Organism: Chiloscyllium plagiosum (whitespotted bambooshark)
Lineage: Eukaryota; Metazoa; Chordata; Chondrichthyes; Orectolobiformes; Hemiscylliidae
Product: G protein-coupled receptor 52-like
Biological process (GO): G protein-coupled receptor signaling pathway
Cellular component (GO): membrane
Molecular function (GO): G protein-coupled receptor activity
Source: RefSeq, a predicted model, not a curated record
UUAGUGUAGUGAAAGUGUGCCUUUGUGUUCAUCUUCCCUUUGUGCGGAGACCAACUCUUUCAAUUCUGUCCUCCCGGUACUGUUUGCUGUGGUCUGUCUGUACCUGAUUUAGGAACCAGCCUUAAGGGGCAGUCUAGCUGUAAAACCGGUGGGUCCCGUCACGUUAUCUUCAUUUGUCACAGUCUAGGGCAGUGUGAGUGUGAGUGGCUGUGAGCCGACAUGUGCCUGGCAACUGUUACCAAGCGACAAAAAAAAAACCCCAGCUCCGAUGGCCAUUGGUGGUGUAGCUGCUCGUUCGGGAGCAGGGAAGCAAAGGUGGCUGGAAUUCUUCCGCAUCAGCUGCGAUGGAGCAAAGGCGAGGGGCUCAGGUGCAGCUGCUGUGGGAGGAGGAGAGAGCAGCGGUGAUACAAAUGUGGCACCGACAGGAUCUGUUUCUUUAACACAAUGGAUGCGCUAGACUCUUGCCUGAAUCAGGAGAUUACUGCUUUGUGCGUGCAGCUUCUUCUCUCGCAAGGAAGGAAACAUUGAUUAAUGUAUCUGGCAGACUGGGAACUUGGAAUUGUCUGCGAAUGCAGUGAUCUACCUUCUGGCUUCUUGGUUAAUUUUGCGGGCUUUGAAGAGCUUUGCUGCAUUUUUGCUCCGAAGACAAAAAGUGCCUCAGAUCACUUUUUUUUUGAAAGGCAGGGAAUAUCCCUUGGUAUUAGUGUCCUGUGAGAUCUUUUCAUUUCUCUCAAGACUCUUGUCUCCCCCUCUCUCUUUCCUCCACUCUGCCGUGAGAAACAGCUGGAAGCGAUACACUGGAGGGAGCUGGUUAGCAGCCUUGCUGUGUCGAGGUGUGUCAGCAGUCCUCUGAUGCUGAGGAGGCAUGUGCAGCCCGAGAGUGCUGGCUGCGGAGACGAAGGGGAGCAGCAAAGAGAGCCGGAGGAGCAGUACGGAGCACUGUGAGAGCGAGGACUGGAGUGGAGUGGACCUGGGAAGCAGCAGAAUGAUUCGGAGGGAGGAGUGAGCCAGAGCAUGCCAGAAGAGUGGAGUGAAAGCAGGGCAGCAGCAGAGUGAGGCGGAGGAACUGCAGCAAAAGCAGAUGCUGUGCUGGCUGCUUCCAUUUGCUUUGGUCUGUGGCCCACCCUUACCUCUGCCAUGAACCAGACCACGGUUGAAUGGAGAGCUGUGAGUGUGAGCAACACCUCGGUUAACCUGUCCAACCACGCUUGCCCAUUGGGCUUUGGCCACUACAACGCAGUUGACGUUUGUGUCCUCGAGACUGCCAUCAUCGUGUUGCUGACAGUUCUGAUCAUACUGGGAAAUCUGACGGUGAUCUUUGUGUUCCACUGUGCCCCACUUCUCCACCAUUACACCACGAGCUACUUCAUCCAGACCAUGGCCUAUGCAGACCUACUUGUCGGGGUAAGCUGCUUGGUUCCUGCACUUUCUCUCCUUCACUAUCCCACGGGCAUGCAGGAAUCUCUCACCUGCCAGGUCUUUGGCUACAUCAUUUCAGUGCUGAAGAGUGUGUCCAUGGCUUGCCUGGCUUGUAUCAGUAUCGACCGCUACCUUGCCAUUACGAAACCACUCUCCUAUAGCCAGCUCGUCACCCCCUGUCGUCUUCGGCUGUGUAUCAUUCUCAUAUGGAUAUACUCCUGUGCAGUUUUCCUGCCCUCAUUCUUUGGAUGGGAGAAGCCAGGCUAUCACGGAGACAUCUUUGAGUGGUGUGCUACCUCCUGGGAAACUAAUGCUUACUUCACAGGCUUCAUAGUCUGUUUGCUGUAUGCUCCUGCUGCCUUCAUCGUCUGCUUCACCUACUUCCACAUAUUUAAAAUCUGCCGGCAGCACACCAAAGAAAUUAAUGAGCGCCGUGCCCGUUUUCCCAGCCAGGAUGUGGAAGCUGCUGAGGGUGGGCCCAGCCCUGACCGGCGCUAUGCAAUGGUCCUGUUUCGGAUUACAAGCGUCUUCUACGUGCUGUGGCUCCCCUACAUUCUUUACUUCCUGCUGGAGAGCUCCCGCGUGCUGGAGAGCCCCUCAUUGUCAUUCGUAACGACGUGGCUGGCCAUCAGCAAUAGCUUCUGCAACUGUGUCAUCUACAACCUCUCCAAUAGCGUUUUCAGGCUGGGCUUGAGGAGGCUGUCACAAAUGGCCUGCUCGCUGUGCUUGCCUUUAGGAAAUGAGACAGCAAGAGAUCCCAAACCCAGGAAACGGGCCAAUUCCUGCUCCAUCUGACAGCUUAAGUAUUUUUGAGGACAGAAAGCAGAUUGCAGUUAUGGCACUCCCUACGUCUGGUACUCUUAUGUGAAACCACUUCUGGGAACAGGAGAAUUGAUAGCUAAAGGGCUUGUUGGAAUGGUCUGCUGUGGAGCGACAGGAGGCCAUUCCAUUAUUCUUGUUGAUUAUGAUCUGUAUCUUAAUCCUGUCUACUUGCCUUGGUUUCACAAUCCUUAUUCACCCUGAUGAACACAAAUCUGUCAGGUUUGUUUUGAAAUUCUCGAUUAACUCAUGGUCUCAACAACAACUUCGGCAAAGGAUUGUCUCAGAUUUCUGUGAUCCACUUUGGCACACCGGAGGGUGAAAACUGGUCAGCAGCGUUCUGAUCGUUUUGAACAAGGUGGAGCUCAUGAAGUAAUGAACCUAUUAGUUUACAGCCCUCGACUCUAUUCACAGAGCUGGAUAUGGCGUUGCAUUCGCUGCUUUGGAAUAUGGGUAGAAGGGCUGGGCAGUAGAGAGGCUCUUGUAAAGAGUGCACUUCGAGGUACUGUAUUGACUAUACAUCGUUCUGAUCAUCAAGAGCAUGGGGCAACUGUUUGUACAGCUUUCUACAGGAACAUGAACACUUUCACUAGGUGUGCCCUAUUCUGUUGUAGGCUGCAACCCUUUAUAACAUUUCAGUGUAAGCUUGCACAAAGUGUACGAAAUAUUUGGUGGAGUUUAUUCUGUGACUGUGCCUAAUGUAACCAACACACAUUUACUAUUUCGAGGAGUGUAGUUAAAGAGGGUAGGAAUUGAAUUUAUCUUUAAACAAUAAUAAACAAAUGCAAAAAAAAAGUCACAGUGCAUUGAUACUUAUCCUGAAAGAUCUUUCUGGUUGUUGCGUUAACUGUGACAGUGACUUGUCCUCUCUGUAGUUCUGGUACUGAUAAGGAUGAAAGCUAAUGAAAGAAAGUGCCAACUGGGUUUGACUGUUUCACUGGCACCAGGAUCAUUGAUAUAAAGAGACAAUAAGCUAAGGCUAAGGUGGGGGGAAUCUUCUGAUUCUGUUCGUGUCGCGCUACUCAGGAAUACGUUGCAAAAAAAGGGGAAACAGCAGUUAAUGUUUGCAUUGCCCUCGGUGUGAAUGCUGCUGAUUAACCCUUCGAGCUCUCCAGCUCCUUUGCUGCUGGUACCUUCAGUCAAUCAGCACUGACUUGGAGUGCAGUUUGUGGAAUGCCUUUCCGCUUGCCGGCACUGCAUCCUGAAACCAACUUUUUUGAUUAUCUGUUGGGUGCAAAGACGUUGCUGUAGUACUUGAAAGGUUAUGUACUGUGCGAUAUGGGAGAGUUAAGCUGUAAGAAUGUAAUGUUAAAUUAUUUUUAAACAUUGAUUUAUUGUUAAUUGUUUUACAUUUAAAAAGUGACUUUUAUAUAUAUAUAUAAUACAUAUAUCUAUAGAAUACAUAUUUGAACAGCCUGUAUCGAAGAGGUUUAAUAAAUGAA